Messenger RNA from Belonocnema kinseyi, 2519 nucleotides. RefSeq names its product BTB/POZ domain-containing protein 9 (gene BTBD9). The transcript is spliced from 10 exons. Gene Ontology annotation, molecular function: protein binding. The coding region runs from base 249 to 2099 and encodes 616 amino acids. The record is from RefSeq and is a predicted model, not a curated record. Lineage: Eukaryota; Metazoa; Arthropoda; Insecta; Hymenoptera; Cynipidae. Gene Ontology annotation, biological process: adult locomotory behavior; circadian behavior; modulation of chemical synaptic transmission.
GUACAGUACAGUACAGUUGCGUACAGUGAUGUGAUGAUGUUCGCGACCUGUGGCGAUGUGAAAUUCACGAGCGUCGUAAAGCACGAACAAAAAAUUAACAAGUAAUUAAACUCGUCUUGUUUAUGUGCAUGGUGGUUCUCCACACUUGCCCGUUUUUCGGACAUUAAGUGGCUUGACAAACUGACAUCUCCAUCCAGUCGAAAAUAUUCGAACUCUGAAGGGAUUUCGGUAAACAUUGUGAAAUAAACAUGAGCUCUCAUCAUCACCUGAAAAUUUCCACUGGUGAAGUUGAGCAUAUUAAUCACCUUUCUGAGGACAUUGGAGCACUAUACAUGUCGGACGAUUAUUCUGACGUGACUUUGGUGGUUGCGGGGCACCGCUUCAACGCUCACAAAGUUAUUUUGGCUGCCCGGAGUCAAUACUUUCGAGCUUUGUUGUUCGGUGGUCUGAAAGAAUCAACCCAGCAAGAAAUCGAGCUCAAAGGAACCACUUUGCCGGCCUUCAAGGGCCUGCUCAAAUAUAUUUACACUGGACACAUGUCUCUGGUUAACCAACGAGAAGAGGUAAUUCUUGACAUUCUGGGAUUGGCACAUCAGUAUGGAUUUAUAGAGCUAGAAGUCGCCAUUUCCGACUACCUCAAGGAAAUUCUCAAUAUUAAGAAUGUGUGUCUCAUUUUUGAUGCUGCAAGGCUUUACCAACUGGAAUUCUUAACGAAGGUAUGUCACGAAUACUUGGACAAAAAUGCCCUGGAGGUGAUUCUGCACGAAAGCUUCCGACAACUGAGCCUACCAGCCCUGAUCGAACUUAUUUCUCGCGACUCCUUCUAUGCCCCGGAAGUUGACAUAUUCCUAGCUGUACACGCCUGGGUGAAGGAAAAUCCUGGCAUAGAAGUGAAGGAAUUACUGCGCCAAGUGAGACUCUCGUUAAUAACAAUUACGGAUUUAUUGAAUGUGGUGAGACCAACUGGAUUGGUUUCUCCUGAAGCGAUAUUAGACGCAAUUGCGGCAAGCACUCAAACUAAGGACACCGAAUUAAACUACCGUGGUUGUUUAAUGCUCGAUGAGAACGUUGCGCAAGCAAAGCACGGAGCACAGGUUUUGCAGGGGGAAAUGAGAAGUUUUCUCCUUGAUGGCGACACUCGUAAUUAUGACAUGGAACGAGGGUAUACGAGGCACACCAUAACGGAAGCACAUGAUCAUGGCAUUCUGAUCAAAUUGGGAAACCAAUGUAUUAUAAAUCACAUAAAAAUGUUGUUAUGGGAUCGAGACGGGCGUUCCUACUCUUAUUACGUGGACGUGUCCAUGGACCAAAAAAGUUGGGUCAGGGUAAUUGACCACACACAGUAUUACUGCAGAAGCUGGCAAUACUUGCAUUUUGAACCCAGGGUUGCGCUUUAUAUUCGCAUCGUUGGGACGAAUAAUACGGUCAACAAAGUUUUCCACGUCGUCAGUUUUGAGGCCUUCUACACCAACCACGUGGAUAAAGUUUGCGACGGAUUCGUCGUCCCAACUCAAAAUAUUGCAACAAUGGAUCGCAGUGCCUGCGUCACACAAGGCGUUAGCAGGUCACGAAAUGCUUUGUUGGAUGGUGACAUGUUGAAUUACGAUUGGGACAGCGGAUACACGUGUCAUCAACUCAAUUCUGGUCUUAUUCAGGUUCAACUUGGACAGCCUUACAUGAUUGAGUCUAUGCGAUUACUUUUGUGGGAUUGUGACGAUCGAUCUUACUCGUACUACGUGGAGGUUUCAGGCGAUUCCAGAAAUUGGGAAGUUGUUUGCGACAAAACGAGAGAAGCGUGUCAAUCCUGGCAAACGAUAAGAUUCCAUCCACCGCGUCCGGUCGUCUUUAUUAAUAUCGUCGGGACACGCAACACAGCUAAUGAGGUGUUUCAUUGUGUACAUUUCGAGUGCCCUGCUCAAACCGAAGACGACAAAAGCGUCGUCGUAAAGUCGCCGGUUCGUCGCGGUAAGCAAUUACCAGCUGGAGUGGAAAUUAGUACACCUCCAUUGCCUACAGAAACUGCAACCGAGGCAGUGAAUAUUGAUCAUCACGAGGUGGAUUCAACCGAUGAGACUGCGGUCGCGGCUGUCGUUCCUUAAUUGAUUUUUCGACAUUCAAAAUCAGAAAAAGCAACGUUAAGACUGCUAAGUAAUAACGUUUUUUGUAUACGAUAUUUGCCUUCGUUACGCCAAAAAUUUAACCCGUUAAUUAAUAAUCCUCUAUUUGUGAUCCUGAACACACCGAGAGUUGCAAGGAUAUUUAAUUUAUGAAGCUGCGACUUAAAAGCGACUUGGAGGAAGACGGGUAUCAAAGAUUAGUGCCAUUGUCGUAUUCGUUUCCAGAAUAAUGAGUACAUAAUAUUUCGUUUGUUAAAGUGUUGUCCGUUACUUAAUGUUUUUUUUACUCCAUUUUUUCUGUUAUCUGAUUAUUGUCAAUUGAGAGCAGUCCCUGAUUCGAAUUGCAAAUAAGAGAGUGAGGAAUCAGAGGUAGAGAGAGAGACAAUUUUACACGAAGAAAAA